GGCAGUGGCAGUAGUGGUGGUGGUGGAGGAGGUGGUGCGACUUCGUCUGGCGGAGGCGGUGGUGCGACGGGAGGAUCAUCUUCCGUGGGUCCCGCGUCAUCAGUUAGUGACGCUGGUGUGCCGGGCGGCUCCGGAGGGGCCGGCGGUGGUGGCAGCAAUGCUGUUGCCGCUACUACUAGCGGAGCGGCAUCGGGGCCGGUUUGUAGUGCCUCUUGUAGCAGCGUGGUGGUGGCCAGUAGCGGUGGAGGCACCAAUGGUGUUCUGCUGCUCGCUGACAAGAUGAAACCGUCUCCUAGUGGUGACAGCAGCAACAGCAACAACAAUAACAGUAACAGUAGUAAACAGGAGAAGUCACCCAAAAUGAAAGGGUCCCACAAGAAGGAGAAGAUGAAAGACAAGACCAAGUCCAGUGCUUUAGGCACAUCAUCUACAUCAUCAUCAUCAUCAUCGUCAUCAUCGACAUCAUCGUCAUCAUCAUCAUCAACUAGUUCUAGUUCAGCUACAACUAAUUCCACAUCCACAGCAUCAUCAUCAUCAUCAUUGUCAUCAGCAUCAUCCAUUUCUUGUCUACCGCCGCCACCACCACCACCACCUUCAUCCUCGUCGUUGUCGUUGUCAUCUUCUUCGUCAACACCUUGUUCGUCGUCAUCAUCUACUUCCUGUCCUGCUCCGUCUUCCGGUGCUGACUGUUGCGUUUCCAAUGGAAACAAUAACCCGUCGUCAUCAGCUGCUGUUAUCAGCAAUGGGUUGGAUACAUCUACCAUUUAUAAUCCAGUGUUGGAACCACGAGGGGGAGAUGUGCCCCAUCUUAAAAAGGAAAAUCCUACACCAGAUCCGUAUGAAUUUAAUGCCAAAGUUGAAGAUGGAUUUGGAAUACCUAUGAAGAAGAUUAAAGUCGAAAAGGUUGAAGCAGCAUGUUCACCAAUGCAACCAGAGUUACAUGAUAUGGGGACAGAUACUUGCAGCGUUGGUGUCAUCACAGAACCGGAGUGUCUUGGACCAUGUGAACCUGGAACUAGUGUUACAUUAGAGGGUAUUGUCUGGCAUGAGACAGAGAAUGGUGUCCUUGUUAUCAACGUCACAUGGAGAGGGAAAACUUAUGUCGGAACGCUACUGGAUGCUACAAAACAUGAUUGGGCCCCACCCAGAUUCAACUGUGACUCUCCUGUAAGUGACUUCGAAUCAAGGACUCCGAAAGGACGCGGCAAACGAGGCCGGGGCAACACUGCGACGCCAGUCAAUGAACGUUUGAAUAUCAGUGGUGGUGGCAACAACAACAACAACAACAACAGCAGCAGCAACAACAGCAGCAGCAGCAACAACAAUAACAACAACAACAACAGCAACAACAACAACAACGGCAACAGCAACAACAAUGAGGGACGCAAACUUCGGAAAGGCCGGCGGUGUGGAGGCAACAGCUUCCAGGCUCCGGCCAGCCCCGCCAAAUUAGAGCACGAUCGCAGCAGUUCUUUGAAACGCAAGGGAAGGCCAUCAGAUUUGGAUUUGUCCGUUCCUUCAGAUCCUUGCAAAGGAAGCAAAAGGUGCCGGUCAAGCUGGAGGGGGGGCUCUAGCGCCAAUAGUAACACAAGUGCUAGUGGCAACAAUAACAACAGUAACAACAAUGGCAACAACAGUAGCAACAAUAACAACAACAACAACAGCAGCAGCAGCAGCAGCAGUAGUAGUAGUAGUAUAAAUAAUUCUUCAAUGUCUUCAGCUACGAUCAGUUUGUCGGCCAGCGGUAAUGGUGUCGCUAGUAGUACUGGGUCUGCCAGUGGAGAGUCCAGUUCACCAGUUCUGUUGAAAUGUCCCGAAGCCAACUGUAACAAGCAGUACAAGCACAUUAACGGUCUGCGCUAUCAUCAGUCUCACGCUCAUCACAGUUCCAUGUUGCAAGCCCAAGAGGCUGACGAGAAUUUACGAGAUGAAGAUGCUAUAAGCAUGGAAGGUAAUAUGACUGACGAAGAAGUCGGUCGUAGUCGGAAAGAUGAAACCAGUGAGAAAAGCAGUCGGAAAGAGAAAAUCAAGGAAGAGCUACAGAGUGAUGACAAUAUUCAUGCCGAGGAGGGGUCUACAGCAGGUGAUUUGAAUCAAGAACAAAUCAGUUGCCAGUCAGCGGACGAAGCUAGUGAUGAACAGAAAGUUUUAUUAGACAAAACGUCGAUUAAAAGCGAAAUAACAUCGUUAGGAGAAACAAUUAAAACUGAAAAAGUAAUUAAGAGUGAACAUCCAUCAAGUUGUUGUGCUUCCAUACAUCCUUCAUCUGGUCUCAGUGUUGGUGGUUCUGUCUCAAAGCCUCUUCCCAAUCAAAUUUACCAACUUCCUGGUGCCCCCAUGGGUUGUCUAGGCACAAGCGGUGUUUCCAUGGUAACUCAAACAAACUGUCAGACAAGCCCCAUGCCAUCUAUGUCGGCAUCAUCAGUGGCGUCCUCUGUGGUCAGUCCUAUAAGUAGCCAGUCUUUACUUACCUCUGUCACUACAUUUGGUACAAUCUCUCACGUUGCAGAAUCAUGCCGAAUGGAUUUGAAAGACUCGGACAAAACUAUCAAAACAGAAAAAAUAUCUGUGGUUGACAAAUCAAAAUGUAAAACUCCUACUCGACCAAUAGUUCCAGCCCCUAGCCCCCAGCUUAUGGCAUUCCCUGGCAGUGUCAGUUCUUCUCACACUGGCCUAACCUCUGUGCCAACCACUCAUACUCAGGUAUCUCCCUCACUGAAGCCGAUCCAGCCAAAACCGACCAUCCUAGGUGAAUCCAUGAACAUUAACUCAUCUCUUGUCAGCUUCAAAGAUAAAAAACCGAAACAAAAGAAGAAGUGUAGCAAGGAGAAAGAGUUGGGUAAAUGUGAUGUUCCCUCUCUGAAAGGGGAUCACACCCCCAAAUAUGAACGAACAGCUGUGAUUAAAGCAGUAGCUUCACCACCGAAACCAGGGCUUGAUUUGAUGCCCAAAAAGGAUAGUAGUCUAAUGGAACCCCCUCAUUUAAUAUCUGACCUCUCCCGGUCGACUGUUAGUUCGUUAGGCUGUGCAAACUCUGUGAUUGCUUCACAAAUCUCUCCCAAGUCAUCGCUCGAUCCAAGUCAGGUCACUCGGAUGACGCAACCUCCAGGCCUUUUGAAGGUCAGUGCUCCAAUGCCUGGUUUACUUUCAACGCCAGACAGGAAGACGCCGGUCAAUGAUGACGUCCAAAGUCCAGCCUAUUCAGACAUUUCUGAUGCCAAUGAGUCUGGGUCCCCUACACAAGGUGACACCCCUGUGAAAGUGAAGGAAGAAAGUUCUAGCUCACGUAAAGAAGAGAAACAUCAAGGUCGGAACAGUCCGGAACCUCCUCCGACAGCCGUACCCCAUUACGGUAUGUAUGGUUACUACGGCCAGUCGUCCUACCUCGUUCCUAAUGUUUCCCAGCCCUCGUCUCAUGUCAGCCAGAGCAGUGCUUCCAACAGUGUGUCAGGGAGCUCGUCUGUGGGCAACCACAAGGCAUCUACUUCAAUCAAAAGUGAACCACCGCAGGGUGUUGUGGUCAGCUGCCAAGAUGAUAAAAUGGGGGUUUCAUUAGAGGAAGGAAUGAAAAUGGGUGAAGAAAAGAAAAUCAAAGAAGAAAAAGAAGAUCCUAAACAUAAAGAAGGAGCUCCUCCUGGCGGAGGGGGAGGGGGUGGUGGUGGUGGCGGUGGAGGAGGCAGUGGAAGCGGUGGACCAAGCAGUGCAGCAGCAGCUAUCUCACCUCAUGAUUAUCCACAGAAAUGGUACCAGCAGUAUUAUGCCUGGCCUCAGCCCCCACACUUCCAAUAUCUCUACGGAUAUGUUGAUCCUUCGUUCCACAUGCAUCACUUGGCAGACCCGCAGUAUCGACAGCAAUACGAGAAAGCUUUAGAAGAUCAAAAACGAGUGCAGCAUUACCAGGGUAAAGAUGCUGAAUCCUGCAAGAAACCAAUAGAAUUUCAAAAUAAGUCUGGUUUAUCUGAUGACUUAAAAGUGUCGUCGCAUUCUGAUAUUCCACCCAACGUCCACACUAUCAAAUCGAGUCCCCACAAUAUGGCUUUGAAAUCAAACCAAACAGAUAAGGGCUCAGAAAACCGGAAAAUGAUGGUUGAGAAAUCCCUUGAGAGAGAACGAGAACAAGCGAUCAGAGAGAAAAAGAAUGAAAACCACCAAAUAAUGAACGAGAACUUUGAGGUGAAGUCACAGAUGGACAAGUCUCGGUGUGAGAUGUCGGAAGCUGAAGCCUACCGGAUGCAGCACAAUGAUGUCCGGCACGAGGGCAUACCACACUUUUAUAUGUACCAUCAACAGAAAUUCCUUGAACAAGAGAAACGCAAGAUGGAGUAUGGGCCUAAGCCUGACAUGCAAGCAAUGGAGUUGAUGAUGCCUAAGGGCGGUCAUAAAAUGUUGGAGCAUGGUAGGUUAAUACCCAACGACGAGAUUCUCUCUCGCGACAACAAUACUAGCAGCAAUAGCGGUAACUCUUCCAAGCGUGAUCUCUUGGACAUGAAGACUAAAGAGGUGAUGGUACGUGAUAUAAAACCUAUAAGUAAGCCAAUUCCAGAUCUCUGUCAGACUUCCGACAAACGAAUAAUGGUGAUGGACAAGUUGCGCAGCCCAGCUGAAAGCCAGAAACUAAAGAGUUCCUACUCGUUGUCUCUAGGUAACAGCAGUAGUGGUGGUAGUGGUGUUAUUGGUGGUGGUGGCAGCAGUGGUGGUGGUGGUGUUGGUGGCAGCGGCGGCAGUGGUGGUGGUGGUGGCAGUAAUAACAGUAGUAAUAAUAGUAACAUGCCACCGUCUUCUUCUUCCUCGUCGUCAUCAUCAUCAUCGUCAUCCAAUAAUAAUAAUAGUAGUAGUAGUAGUAGUAGUGUCCCUAGUUCAAACAGUAACACAGCUGUGUCUACUGCUACUUCUGCAAAUUACCCUCAUUAUGUACCCUACCCCUAUAUGCAGUCACCUGGUUACAGUCCGUUGCACUUCGAUGCCUAUCGGCAGUUUAACCCCGUGCUCGGUUACCCAAACGCAUCUUACCUACAUCCAUCUCAUUUAGGCUACCGGCUUAACCAAAGUGAUGUUGAAAAAGAAGAGAAAAACACGUCCUCCCAAAAGAAUAUUCUAAACCAACCUGUCCUCCCCAGCACUGAGUUGGAACCUUCUAAAUCAGCAGAAGUGAUCCACCAUUCUUCAACAGCCUCAUAUUACGAGAUGCACAAAAUGUCAGAACUUCAGGAAAAAACCUCAUCACGACCCUCAUCAAACUGUCAUUCUUCACCACAUCCAAAAACAUCAAUCUCUGAGACUUCUGUAUCACCAUCCCCAAAUUUUGAUAAAAGUCGAGACUAUCAGAAUUCCCCACCCACUCAAAGACACGUCCAUACUCACCAUCAUACACAUGUGGUCGGUGCCACGUUUCCUCUCUAUCCAUUUACAAAUAAAUAAGAACAUGAUGUAAAAUAAAAAACAAAAUAUAAGAAAAAAAAAGUUUUAAAAAAAUAAAUAAAAGAGACACAAAAUCAGUA
Octopus bimaculoides (California two-spot octopus) is the source of this 5498-nucleotide messenger RNA. RefSeq lists its product as uncharacterized. The record is from RefSeq and is a predicted model, not a curated record. Gene Ontology annotation, cellular component: nucleus. Gene Ontology annotation, biological process: regulation of transcription by RNA polymerase II. Lineage: Eukaryota; Metazoa; Mollusca; Cephalopoda; Octopoda; Octopodidae.